AUGGUUGCCGAGAAGAUGGCCCACCUUCAUACUCUGCCUAUUCGGGCGACUGCCGAACGUUUUCUGAGUGACACAAAUUUCGUGUUGAGCGAGGAGCCGUGUGUGCUGAAACACAUACAUCGUUACAUCGAACUCCUGCCGCAGGAUGGAGUCUCUCCGCGAGGAUAUCCCACCACUGCUGUGCAUACGUACAAACAGAAACAGUAA
Molecule: messenger RNA, 207 nt
Organism: Dibothriocephalus latus
Lineage: Eukaryota; Metazoa; Platyhelminthes; Cestoda; Diphyllobothriidea; Diphyllobothriidae
Source: the annotation of a GenBank genome assembly